Linnemannia hyalina is the source of this 1914-nucleotide messenger RNA. Lineage: Eukaryota; Fungi; Mortierellomycota; Mortierellomycetes; Mortierellales; Mortierellaceae. The record is from the annotation of a GenBank genome assembly.
AUGUUUGAAGUCGACAACUUCAUCUCAUUCCACGACCUCUCCCCCAGCGGGACCUUCAUCUGGGCCUCGCCCUCGGUCACAGCCGUCCUUGGCUAUGAGCCCGAGGAGAUUGAGGGCGUGCCCGCCUACGAUAUGAUCCAUAAGGACGACAUUGCCUACUGCAAACGCACCCACCAGGAGAACAUUCUUAACGACAUGGUCGGAACGCAGAUUGUCAUCCGCUUCAAACACAAGGAUGGAUCCUAUGUGCCCUGCAUGGUUAUCUUCAGUGUCUGUUACGACUAUCUCGUUACCUGCUCCACUGCUAUCGACACCGCACAAGAAGCAUUCCGUAAGGUCUAUACCCACUCAGCCGCAAUGACGAGUCUCGUUGGAUCCAGGCACAAGGAAUUUGAACGGAUCAAACGGCAUCACAAGGCAUUCGGCCCCAAUACCUGGAAUCCUACCACACUCGACCCCGAACCCAGAGCCUGCAUGAUCCUCAACCGAUUCUCACGCAAUCUCGGGAUUAUGUACGCGUCACCGUCCUGCCAAUUUAUUUUCAAGAUUGAUCCCGACAAGGCCGUUGGAAAGCCUUUACUAGUCUUUCUUCGGGCAGACGAUCUAGGGGGGUUUGUCGAGCAGGCCGAGCUUGCAAAGUCGUCCAACGUGGUGACCCACAUGCGGUUCUGGUUCCAGUCGCCCAAUUGUCGGGAGGAGAUUCCAUGUGAGGCCAUGUUGUUUGGAGCGGCAGACGGACUGGUGGCAGUUCUCAGGCGGUGUCGACCUUUUAUGCGACGACAGGCAAUCAUGGGAAGUAUCCCCUCUUCGGCAUCGAACUCAGAGAGUCCACCUCGAUUUGCCGGACCACGCUGUACCUGCGGCGAUAGUAGUUGUCGCGGCACUCCACCCUCCAGCACUCCACCUUCCGGUACCUCACCCUCCGGUACCCCACCCUCCAACGGCAGCUGCAACAACAGCAACAGCAACAGAAACAGCAAUAGCAACAGCAGCAGCAACAAAUCACAUCCAUAUCACAGGAAUGAUAACAAGAACGAACCGGGUCGACGGAGCCACAAUGUCCAUGGACAACAACGUCACCAGCCUCUCCAGACAUUCCACGAAGCGCAUCGUCCCGAUUCAACAGUAGGCAACCAUCCUAACGUCAUGAACGGCUUCACGACCAACCCCACAUUUGCGGAAUACCCUCCCUCAGACUCAUCGACAUCAUUGUCCGAGUCGUCGUCGUUCAACUACUCACAGUCACCACUGACAUCGCCAUAUUCGUUAUCACCCUGUGGAGGCGGCGAUGUCAGUUACGCUAGUCAGUCGACAUCCGCCUUCCGGUCGACGUCGUUCUCGACCAAGACGAUCAGGUCGCCCUUGCAAGGGAUCCCGAUCGGAUCGAUCAACUCGAUUCGCAACCUGGACAAGGAUCAGCACCGGCUUCGACCCCUGACGUCUCUGCAGGAUGACUCAUUGGAUAUUGUCGACAGCACCACACAGCUGCCGGCAAACUACCGGCUACGGUCACAUUAUAAGCAGGAGCCAGACGUGGAGGAUGCUGAAUUGGACCGGAUGAUGUCGCGACUGGAUACUGGGUAUGAUGAUGAUUCUGACGAGGAGUACUAUCGUGAGGACAGUGUGGAGGAAGUAAUUGAUUGUCGUGAUACGAAUGGUGGUCAAGACGGGACUAGGAACGGCGUGAGGAGGAGUUACAGCAGCAGCACCAACGAGAUGAUCGAAAUUGAUAUGGAGAUGGAGGAUAUUGCGGCACAGACUGGGAAUAGCAGGGUAAUGGAGUUUUCAGUGUCACCUUCGUCGUCUGCUUCGUCAGCUAAGGCUAGACGGAGGCAGGACGAGGAAGGUGACAGGGAUAAUGGUCAUGAUGGCUCGCCUGUUCCCGGACUGCAAGUUGGACCAGGCCUGCUGUAA